This is a messenger RNA of Macrosteles quadrilineatus (aster leafhopper), 2305 nucleotides long. RefSeq names its product sequestosome-1-like. Gene Ontology annotation, biological process: endosome organization; aggrephagy; mitophagy. Bases 186 to 1724 code for a protein of 512 amino acids. Gene Ontology annotation, cellular component: aggresome; amphisome. NCBI's taxonomy places the organism in Eukaryota, Metazoa, Arthropoda, Insecta, Hemiptera, Cicadellidae. The transcript has 8 exons. The record is from RefSeq and is a predicted model, not a curated record. Gene Ontology annotation, molecular function: protein kinase C binding; zinc ion binding; K63-linked polyubiquitin modification-dependent protein binding.
GUUUUCAGCAUCAGUUCAGAACAAAGGUCCAUUCCGACUUGUGUUGUGUUUGUGUUUUUAUUGAUACGUCUUUUCCUGUUAUUAGUCAAGUGUUGUCAGUUCUUUGUUGUUUGUGAUUUCAAUUUUUGAAGGAUUUAAAAAGGACCAAGAGCUAUCUAAUUUUGAUUUGGUCAAAUUUUAUCAGCAUGUUAAACAUGUCAGACGCAGUGUCAUUCAAGGUAUAUUUGAAGCGAGAUGGCAAAGACGUUGAAGUGAGAAGAUUUGGAGUUGAUGGAGGAGCUGCUACAAGUUACAUGUACCUUCAUGGUAAAAUAUGCUCAGUGUUUCCCCAAAUCGAGGGAUUGCUCUACCAAGUGUUUUGGAGAGACAGUGAAAAUGAUUACAUCAGAUUAGGAUCAGAUGAAGAAUUAAUUGAGGCACUGACUUCUUCUACACAACAGCCUGUUAAAAUUUAUGUUCAAAUUAUGAACAAUAACUCAGCGGAUGGAGCUGCAGCUUCUGCCAGCAGUGAGCCACACACUGGCGUGACUUGUGACGGAUGUGACAACCCUGUGGUCGGGUUCAGAUACAAAUGUGUCACCUGUCCUGACUUUGAUCUGUGCACCUGCUGUGAGAACAACGGUCUCCACGCAGAACACUUCAUGCUGCGGAUGCCUAAACCAAUAAAUAUGUUUAUGCAUCAUCCCAAGUUCAUCCGCAAGAUGUUCUCUCAUCCACACAAGUUCCACAAGCGCCACGGCUGGAGCCGCCCAACCCCACCUCCGCGGUGUGGUGAUGCUCAAAGCGGGCUUGGUCAAUGUCCAUUUACCCGGGAACCUGCAGGCAUGACCGACAUGUUUGACUUCAGUGCUCUCAUGGAGUUCAUUGAGAGUCUAGGAGUUGGUAACAGGCAAGAGAGUGGUAACUGUGCGGACUCUGCUUCCGCAGCUACUGCAACUGCAGCUUCAGCAGCAACUGCAGCUCCACCAGCAACUGCAGCUCCAGCAGCUGACGCACCGCAUACUUCUGUUCCGGGGAGCUCAAAAUCGCAAGAACAACCUAGGCAGAAUGAGAGAGGAAGGAGAACUUCGGCUACAGAAUAUUUGAACAACAUCGGACAAAUGGUGGCUGCCAUUCUGGACCCACUGGGGGUAGAUGUAACAUUUGAUGUCCGCACUAAGACGUCAGAACAGUCUGCUGCCACUGCCACUUCUGCUCCAUCUCCUACUCCUGCUCCCCCUACAGUUUCUACCCCGACGCCUGCUCCCCCUACAGGUUCUACCCCGGCCCCUGCUCCCCCUACAGGUCCUACCACGACCUCUGCUCCUACUACUGGUCCUACCCCGAUCCCUGCCGAGGUCCCUUCUGCUAGCUCCCAAACAGACGCCACCCCAGCUGCCACCAUACAGACACAGACUGAGCCAACCAGGGAACGUCAUAACUCUGACGACUGGACUUUGAUCAAUCGCGAGUCUCCUACUCGUAAUGAGGCUGUGGCUAUGGAUGUAGAUGAGACUAGAGGAGCUAAGCCUAAGACUCCCCCUCCCACCACCUCUGCGAGCCCAUCCGCACCUCCACAGACUGACGACUUGUCAGAAGGCGAACGCCAGCGGAUUCAAGAUGCUGUAGAGAUUUUCCGUUCUAUGGGAUUCAACUUCAACACCAACAAUCUUCAAGAAAUGCUGAAGGGUCAGAACUGUGACAUAAUGAAGGUUUUGGAAAUGAUGUUGAAUGAACGAAAAUGAACAAUUUGUCAGAACCAGCAUCAAUAGGAUCAUUUGUUUAAUUCAGGAUAGAAUAGGUUUCACAUUGUGGUUAAAUGCCUUUGUUAUGAGGAUUUUCAUAUUAUUUCAUAUUAGUGUAGAAGGUUAUUGGAAUAAUUAUUAUGUUUUAUUAUUUGAUAGGUUUUGGAAAUGAUGUUGAAUGAACGAAAAUGAGCAAUUUGUUAGGACCAGCAUCAAUAGGAUCAUGUUUUUUUGAGUAUAAAGAUAAAAUACUUUAAUCUGUUAACUUUGUGGUGAAAUGUCUUUCUUUUGUUUAGAAGAUUUCCAUGUUAUUUCAUAUUACUGUAUGUCAUUGGAAUAAUGUAAUGUGUUAUGAUGAUUUCAUUGUGGUUCCUAUUGUAAACGUAAAUUAGGAAUGUAUUUUAGAAUAGGACGGCAAAAGAAAUGUUAUCAAUUUGUAUUGUAUAAGGGUUUGUGAACAUUUGUGAUUCUUAUAGUGAGCUACAGAUGAAAUAUACCUUAAUUUUAAUAGUGUAAUAAUUGUGGUUUUGAUGUGAGCAGUAUAGAUGUUGGUUACUUAAAUAAAAUGUCUAUUCGUACAA